UUUUCUUCUGUUGUUUUUCGGGGAGGACAGUCCUGUGCGAGAUCGUCUACACUGCGAUGUCGUCUGGCAAUAUGAAAACAUGCACGAGGCUCUUUCUCUUUAUGGUACAUGUACAACUUUUGGUCAAUCCAGUUCACUGUCUUUUGGAGGAAAAUGAAAUCAAGAAUAGUAACGACCCGCCGGUGUUUGUAAGACGGAACAACUCUAGGCGUUGUAGACCCACACCCCCAGAUAUCUACGGGCCUUACUAUGAGCCUAGGACCAAGAGACUGACCCAGUACUGUACAGGGGACAGGGACAGCUAUCACAACCACACCCUCACUGUCCACGGUCACGUGUACGCGGACGACUGCCGCACGGGCAUCCCCAAUACCAAAAUAGAAGUCUGGCAAGCCGAUGUGGACGGGAGAUACCAUUGGACGGACUGCCGUGGCUACAUUAUGACGGACAGAAACGGGUAUUACGAAUUCACAACCGUUAAUCCUGGGAGAUACACUAUUGAUCGGGCUCAUAGGGACACGAGACCGCGUCAUAUACAUUAUAAAGUGCACGGGGGACGGGAGUUCAUGGGCGUGGUGACGCAGAUGUAUUUCCGAGGAGAUCCCUUUCUGGGUAAUGAUGACCCUUGCAGGAUAUGUUCCUCGGAAAGGAACGAGUUAAUAACUCGACCGAGCCUUUACUGCAGAAAGGGAGUCUGCAUGAAGACAGUGAAAUUUGACAUUGUUUUAGAGCGCAAGCCGAGGGGACGAGAAAGUCCAACUGAAAUGUUUAAUGUCAUUAAAGUUUGAUAUGUUAAUCAUUUGUAUAAUUAUAUUUUGUGUAUCUUGUACAUGUAUGUAUGUUUUCAAUGCAUUUACAUGUAUUAGGUAACCAUAACGAUGUUGAAUUAAAACG
This is a messenger RNA of Magallana angulata, 894 nucleotides long. RefSeq names its product protocatechuate 3,4-dioxygenase beta chain-like. Gene Ontology annotation, molecular function: ferric iron binding; oxidoreductase activity, acting on single donors with incorporation of molecular oxygen, incorporation of two atoms of oxygen. The record is from RefSeq and is a predicted model, not a curated record. The coding region runs from base 57 to 788 and encodes 243 amino acids. Lineage: Eukaryota; Metazoa; Mollusca; Bivalvia; Ostreida; Ostreidae. The transcript has 2 exons.